Molecule: messenger RNA, 1677 nt
Organism: Rhododendron vialii
Lineage: Eukaryota; Viridiplantae; Streptophyta; Magnoliopsida; Ericales; Ericaceae
Product: glutathione S-transferase T3-like
Exons: 3
Coding region: 210-1418 (402 amino acids)
Source: RefSeq, a predicted model, not a curated record
ACCCCUGUAAGAGCAUCUCCAAUAGGCUAAGCAAAUGUGGGUUUUCAGCAAAAUAACUAGCCAAAGCCCAAAAAUCCCUUCCCAGCAGACUAGCUCCACGCUCGGGGAUUUGGUUUUGCGCUACAGUAGCUCAUUUGGCCUGGCGUGGCACUGUAGCUCUCGUCUGUGGUGAUUUCUUCUCCCGCUCUCAGUUUCCCUCGCUUUCUCUCAUGACUCAUCUCCAUUCUCCCGCCCAACAGUUCCCUACUUCUCUCGGUUUCUCUCAGUUUCCUACUUCUCUCAUCUCUAUUUCCACAAGCAGAUUCAUUGCUGGUGGGUUUGCUGAGAUUUUUCAUUCUCCUAAAAGACAAGGGAUGGAUGUGCAGAAAAAUUCAUAUUUCACAAAUCUCUUACAAGAUGGUUUGAUCUUAGAAGAUGAACUCUCAAUGGAGCCUCAAGAUGAAGUUGGAUUUACUUAUGCAAAUCAAAAUGCAGAAGAGUUCACCCAAGCAUCUCAAACCUUAGCUCAAAUGGGAUCCACUUCUAAGAAACUGCAACGCGGUGGUAACUUCACCGAUAAAGAAGACAAAUUGCUUGUAUCGGCAUAUCUGAAUAUAAGCUUGGAUGCCGUGCAAGGGAAUGACCAAAAACGUAAAACAUAUUGGAGAAGAGUGUGGGAUUAUUUCCACGAGCACAAGUCUUUCGUUUCUGAGCGUAAUGAGAACUCUCUAAUGAACAGAUGGUCAGCGAUUCAACUUUCUGUUAACAAGUUUUGUGGAUGCUAUGCUCAAAUUGAAUUGAGGCAUCAAAGUGGUGUGACCGAGGAAGACAAGGUCUCUGAAGCAAAAACUUACUACAAGUCACUCGAGACCUCAAAAAAUAGCUCAAAAAAUAGCUCAUUUCAGUUUGAACACUGUUGGAAACAGUUGAGAUAUCAACCAAAGUGGUUGGAGGACUUUGAGAGGAGAAAACCAAAGAAGAACAAAACUUGGACAGUACCUUCUCCUUCUACUCCAGAGUUGGUAGAUCUUGGAGAAGGUGAUGCCACCUUUGUGGACUUGGAGAGACCUCCGGGUAAUAAAGGUGAGAAGGAGCGAUUGAAAAAAAGAAAGAAAGCUAAAAUUUCCACUUCUCCUCUUGCAGGAAUACUAACUGAUAUCAAGGAAGAACAAAAAAAAGCAAGUGACAAGAAAAUGGACAUCAUCCAACAGCUAAAAGUUCAAGAGCAAGAGAGACUCCAACUUGAGAAAGAGAAACUUCGUCAAGGGGAAGAGAAAAUCUCCAUUAAGCAAAAAAUGCUUCGUGUGGAAGAGAUGAAAGAGGAGGAGAGAAUAAUGUUGGUGGAUACAAGUGUCUUGCCUCAUGUGCAACAAGAGUACUAUCAAAGCCGACAAAGGAAAAUCCUUCAACAACGCGAAAAAAGGAUUUACAAUUGUUAGCCAUUGAACUUUUUUGGAUAUCUACAUGUUUUGGCGGGGUUGAACUAGUUUGCCUCGAUGAUUGCUGGUUUUUGUUAUAGUUUUGUCAUCAAGAAUGUAGAUGAUUGCUGGUUUUUGUUGCCUUGACGAUUGCUGGUUUUUGCUGGCUAAGUUUGUUAGUAAUCGAAGUGUCGAACUUUGUAAGCCUUUUGAUGGCGAAAUUUACAUCUGAUGAAUAUUUGUGUAUGGCUGACUCAUAUGCUAAAUUCUAUUAUCAAUA